Molecule: messenger RNA, 3309 nt
Organism: Mesorhabditis belari
Lineage: Eukaryota; Metazoa; Nematoda; Chromadorea; Rhabditida; Rhabditidae
Source: the annotation of a GenBank genome assembly
AUGCAACCUGGAAUCUUGCCACAAGGACCAAUUGCUCCUGAAAUUUGGCCUUACAUUACCAUUGUAUUAGAUACCUCUUCCGAGUUGAGUAGUCCAACAGCGUUGAAUGAUCGAGGAUUCGAAGUGCUCCGAAUAUUCCUGGUCAACACUUUGAUCAAGUACCAAAUUGGAGUCGAGUAUACUUUGGUUUCUUUAGUGACAUUUGACGCUCAAACAAAGGUUGAGUUCCACUUCAAUAGUCAUACGGAUUGGACUUCUUUAUAUAAAGCUUUAACCAUUGAUUGGCAAUAUGGACCUGCAGACAAUCAUGGAAAAUGGAAAAACAUUGAUGACGCUAUGGAGCUCGUGCUAUCGGACGUUUAUCAACCGACAAAUGGUGCCAAAGGUGAUGGCAAUGUCUUAUGGAUUUUUACCACUGGACCUAACAAUCUAAAUCUCACUCAAAGAUACCAGAAUGCAACUGUUCUGGACCAUAUCAAAUCAUUGGCACCUCGUAAUAGUGACAGUUUUAAAACAGCCGACUAUCUCACAGCUCUUAAUUUCAUCGUCAAUAACAUUUCGUUAACAUCAAAUGGUAAACGAAAAUCCACUCAGAGUUUCGCGACUUUCCUCACAGCUAGCAGUGACAACAAUUAUUCAAUCACGGACAUUAAUCUUUUGAAUAAAACGAAAAGCCUUUAUGUGACUCAAGUUCUUUGCCUUGACAAUGGCUCAAUUCCCACGUUUGCGAAACAGCUUGCAAGCCAGGAAACAUACGCUUACAACGUUGAUGAUCUCCUUGAUUGGUCGACAUCAGCAACCGGAAAGAAAUCGCCUAUGCAAGCUUUCUUCGCCGAUCUACAAAUUGAAAAUCAAAUGGCUGUGCAAAAAGGAAUACUCGAGACAACUGAUGUAAAAGCUGAUAUUAUCUUUGUGCUUGAUUUGGCAAAUCUAAACGACAACUUCAACUCGAUGAUUCAAUACUUCAACGAUUUUACCGCGAAGUUCACAAUUGGGCAAUUCAACGCUCAAUUUGCUGGCAUGUCGUUUGGAAGUCAGACACAAGAUCAGUUCACGUUGUUGGCAUGCGGAAGGAAUCUCACUCUAGGAGCUUUAAAGAAUUUAAACGAGAACCAAUUGAUUUCCUCGAGUGGUUGGCGACAUUCGAAGACUUAUAUUCUCAUGUUCUCCGCUCAAUCGAGUCCGAUUUGGAAUAUGGAAGAAUUGGACGAAAUCUGCUAUCAAUUGCACAAUAAAAACGCUUUUCUCUACUACGUUGAUAUGGCAAAUGGAGCGAUGCCAGACGAAAUGAAGAAAUAUUUUGAUGGAAACACUUCAAUUAGUAAUCCCAACCAGCUGCAAAUGAACUCAACAGCUGAUCAAGAUCUCGUCCUCGCUGUUACUUCAAGUUACCAUGCAUACCAAUAUCCACCACUACGCAAUUUAUCAACUGUCAUUGCUGAUUUCGUUUUUGUUGUCGAUCUUUCAAACACUGGAGUUUUAGCGCAGGUCAAAGAUGUACUUUCAAAUCUCCUUGAUGGAAUGAAUAUCAAUGCUAACAACUCUCAAGUCUCAUUGAUCGUCUACAAUGAAAAUGGGAUUAUAUCUGAGUCAACCUUUGUUCUGAAUCAAUAUCAAAAUGCAAAUGAUUUACAAAAAGCUCUUGAUAAUAUGAAUCAAACAACUUCGACGCCGACAACAGAUUUUGGGAAAGCUUUAGUGUAUCUAGAAGAACGAAUUUUCAACAAUUCUUUCAAUGGUUAUCGCAAGACGAUCACUUUUCUAACCUUCAUCAACACAAAUCCGAGUCUUGCUGAACCGCUGACCAGCUUUGUGAACACAUUGAACAGUCUGCGAUCUUUCCCAUUCUUGUAUUUCUAUGGAUUUAACAUAGCGCAAACGAAUCCAGACGACGUCGAUCAAACUUUGCUAACGGUUUUCCCAUCAACAAUGUCAAUGUACAUUAUCCGCACAAAUGUCUUGGUCCCCGAUACUUCUGUUGUCAACAAUUUUAUCAAAUUCAUCGCCAACACUUAUACAGCUUUCAUUACUCAACCAAUAACAACAAUAGAGACAAAGAUCACCACAACAGGUCUCACUUGUUCUGAUUGCAACCCGCCUUCUUCAAGCAUUAUACUACUUGUUGCAAGAAGAUUUGGAAACCAAAAUCAAGACGAGAUUUUAUGGUGGCUAAAUCAAACAGUUACCAUGGUAAACGAGUUGGGUAGAAACUGGAAUCAUUUCGAACGAAUGGCUGUUUUCUCGUUUGACAGCGAUUUCUAUGUCGAGAAAAGCCUUCACAGUAUGAACAACUUUGCCGACUUUUCAGCUGGAGUUCUCAAUAUUCAGCCAAGCAACGAAACGUUGAAUUUAGCAAAUGCUUUACAAGCGAUUGAUGAGAGUCAGUUACCAUACGCUGGUUUGCUUCAAAAUGUGAUUAUGUUUCUGGAUGAAAGUGUGAAUGAUACCAUUUCCCAAGCUAUUCCAUUUGCUCAAAAUUUGAUGGCAAAAGGAACAGUUUUAGCUGUGACAAUAAAUGGAAGCGCAUUUUGGCAACUCGGCAGCAAUAACACAGCUGCAUUUUCCUGCUUUCCCAAUCUCACUCCAUACGAUUGUAUUUGGAAAAUUGAUGCUUUUCUAGGUGCCGUGCUACCAACGACAACAAUCCGACCUACUACAAGCUAUUCUCAGAUUUGUCGGCCACUUGCAUCCAGUUCCACUUAUAUCUCAAGUUUUGCAACAACAACCUAUACGGACUUCUAUUCUGACGCUUCAAUAAGAAUGAAAUAUAUGCUGAAAGAUCUGGCAAUAUACUGGAAUCACUUUGAUGGUGUCGAUAUUUCAUACAUUGGCGAAAGUUUUUAUCAACUUCGCGACUAUGGAGACAUCCACAACUACAAUGAUUUUGAUGCUGCAAUAACAAACUUGCCAUAUGCAGACAAUUUUACGGAUCUUUUAACAGUCCUUCAAGCUGCUAACCAAAUUUUAUCAAUAUGCGACUUUGGCAAUCAAAACGCCGUUCUAUUUGUCGAUUCGGAUCUCUUUGAUUUGGAGAUAGAUCAAGGCACGCUAGAUGAAGCGGACAAACUCAAAGCCAAAGGUGGCCUCAUCUUUGUCGCGAUGGGAUUUAACUUAUCUCAAUAUCCGACAGUCUCAAAUAAAUACGAGACGGCGGUGUGGCAAAAUCUUAGCGAUUGGAGCUCUAAUCAAUUCAGUUAUCAAUCUACUCUCUCAAAAGUGGCUACGUUUUUAGGCGUUUCCGAUUAUCAUGCCACUCCACCACCACCUUCUGACUGGCCAAUUCAGUGGCCUCAAAGCUUUAAUCUCUCG